AUAGGAUAAUUUUUUAGUACCAAACCAACUAAAAAAGAAAUCAAGGAAAACCAAGGGAUUGAAAUGCUAAAAGCGCAACAGCAAAACCCUUUUCACAGCCACCGGAGAGAGAACCUUUCUCGUUUCCCAUGAAUCCCUUUCGUUCCAGCAUACGCUCUCGCCUGUCGACGGCGACGGCUGCGGCGGCGGUGGAGAGCCGGCCGCCGGGAUGGCCCGACUCGCUGUACACACGAGUGGUGCUGGUGUCUAACCCCAAGGUCUCGGUCGUUCCCGUCCUUGAGAAAUGGAUCAACGAGGGCAAGCAAGUCUCUAAGGCUGAUCUCCAAUGGAUGGUGAAGCAGAUGCGAAACUUUCGCCGCUACGCCCACGCCCUUCAGAUCUCCAUGUGGAUGAGUGACCGAAGAUAUUUCCCACUCACACCAGGUGAUUAUGCAGAUCGACUUUAUUUGAUCAGUAAACUUCAGGGCUUAGAACAUGCUGAGAACUAUUUCAAUAAUAUUUCCGUGCAAAUGAAAGCCUAUCAGACAUACGGUACCCUUCUCAACUGCUAUGCAGAAGAAAAAAAUGUUGAGAAAGCUGAGGCUAUCUUUCAGAAGAUGAAGGAAUUGAAAAUACUCACAUCUUUCUCCUUCAAUGCAAUGAUGAAGCUCUAUUCCAACACUAGUCGACUUGAAAAAGUAAAAUCUAUAUUCAGAGAAAUGCAAAAGAAGGGUAUUCCUGCUGAUUGUUUCACAAAUAGCAUUUUAAUGGAGGCGUAUGUCGCUGCUUCAGACACUGACGGCAUCGACAAACUUUUGCAAAAGUUAAAGCAUCCUAAUGCUGCAAAGAGUUGGCAUGUCUAUGCAGUUGCAGCUAAAGGUUAUGCAAAAGCUAUGCUUGUUGAUGAGGCUUUAAAAGCAUUAAAGAAAUCAGAAGAACUAGUCCCUCAGAAAAAGGGCAGGGUUGCGUAUGGGUUUCUGCUAACAGUCUGUGCCGAAAUGGGAAGUAAAGAUGAUCUCUACAAAGUAUGGCAUAAGUAUAAAUCAUCUGAGAAGCAGUGUAACUCGAUGUUCAUGUGCAUGAUUAGUGCAUUACUGAAGCUAGAUGAUAUUGAGGGUGCUGAGACGAUUUUGAAGGAAUGGGAAUCACAGACCUCUUUCUAUGAUUUUCGAGUGCCCAAUCUGCUAAUUGCAGCUUAUUGCAAGAAUGGUCUUUUAGGCAAGGCAGAAUCUUUACUGAAUGAGUCUCUGAAGACUGGAAGGACACCAUUUGCGAAUUCAUGGGAGAGGUUAGCAAAUGGGUGUUUCGAAGAUGAUCAGACCUCAAAGGCAGUGGAAUUCAUGAAGAAGGCUUUGGUGGCAGGACAACAACAUGAAUGGAAACCAAGUCCCGUAAACAUUACUUCUAGUCUGGAGUACUUCAAGGAUCAAAAGAAUGUGGAAGGUGCAGAAGAGUUUGUAAAGUUAGUACGAUUUUUGGCCCCUCUGACACGAGAAAUUUACAACUGUUUACUAGAGGUUUACUUGGCAGCUGGGAAACCAGUCUUAGAUGUACUCAAGCGGAUGGAAGAUGAUGGUUUUAAUGCAGAUAAAGAAACACAUGGAGUUCGCAGAAAUGAAAAUCUGCAAAAGUUAUAAUCUUGAAAGCUAAAAUAGCACCUUGGCUCAUCGUGAUGGAAUGAAAUGGGUUGCUAUAUCUGAAGCAUCUGAUAUUUAGUUUCUCACUUGAUCUAACUUAUCUCAACACUCCUUGCCGUUUUGUAAGCAUCUCUGUCUCGGGCCUGUGAGAAUAUCAGCAUCCAAUGAAACAGUUUGAACAAAUUGAGAAGAUACUAAGCUACAUGAACUAUCUGAAGUUUUCAGAUUGGAAGGUCUCUCAAAAGGUUUUGCAGAACAAUCAGGGAUCAAGCGUGCUGGUUUUUGCAGUAAUGUAUUUCUACAUCAAUCUUUAACAAUAUGCACGACUUAGCUGACCUUUUUAACAGGGCAUUGUCAUUUCGAUUCUGUUAGUCACUGUUAUUCAUGCAUCAUCGAAGCAAAUAAAUGGCUAUGCGGCUUUCAUUCAAUAGAAUUCCUGCUUUAUAUUUUAUAUAAGUUGAACAAACAAGGUGGACAAUCCUGCCAGAUGAUGAAUGACUAUGGUGGCUGUAUUUGUGUCAUGUUGUAGAACAUGAAUCCUGGAUUGGUUCGAGGAUGAGAAUGGAAAUGAAGGAAAAAAAAAGAUAGGGAUAGGAAUAGGAAUAGGAAUAGGAAUAGGAAUAGGAAUAG
Dioscorea cayenensis subsp. rotundata (Guinea yam) is the source of this 2246-nucleotide messenger RNA. RefSeq names its product pentatricopeptide repeat-containing protein At2g20710, mitochondrial. Gene Ontology annotation, molecular function: protein binding. The record is from RefSeq and is a predicted model, not a curated record. The transcript is spliced from 2 exons. Lineage: Eukaryota; Viridiplantae; Streptophyta; Magnoliopsida; Dioscoreales; Dioscoreaceae. Gene Ontology annotation, cellular component: mitochondrion. The coding region runs from base 129 to 1616 and encodes 495 amino acids.